This is a messenger RNA of Striga hermonthica, 186 nucleotides long. NCBI's taxonomy places the organism in Eukaryota, Viridiplantae, Streptophyta, Magnoliopsida, Lamiales, Orobanchaceae. The record is from the annotation of a GenBank genome assembly.
ACUCUUCACUGGGCAGAAAGUUAACUUGCAGGAGUCUGGGAUUUUCUUCAGUAGAAAUACCCCCACAAGUUUUAGAGACAGUAUCUGUGAAGUUCUUCAAGGAAUUGUCCCUCAUAGAUCAACAAUAUACCUUGGGCUUCCCUUGGGCAUUGGAAGAUCAAAGAGGGAAGCUUUUGACUUCAUCUU